Molecule: messenger RNA, 771 nt
Organism: Knipowitschia caucasica
Lineage: Eukaryota; Metazoa; Chordata; Actinopteri; Gobiiformes; Gobiidae
Source: the annotation of a GenBank genome assembly
AUGCAAAUCGACACUCUGGCACUUGUUUUAUGUGAGAAGUACUGGUCUUUUGAACCGGGCACAGUUCAACACGGGCGGAUACAAGUGACCACAGUCAACCGCCAACAAGGACCAGACUGCAUCAUCACAACCAUCAAACUACGACAGAGGGAUUGCCCCACUGAUCGGACAGUCACACACUACUAUUACUCCUCGUGGCCAGACCAGGGUGUUCCAAAAGAGCCGGCAUCACUUUGUGCUUUCACUGAUCAUGUGCGACAACAUCUGGAGACUCUCCCCCGCCUCGGGCCGACAGUGGUGCACUGCAGUGCAGGCGUGGGGCGUUCAGGGACCUUUGUGGCUCUGCUGUGGCUCAUGCAGCUCUGUGCUCGAGGGAUCAGACCUGAUGUCAGAGCUGCAGUAGAAGACCUCAGACUGCAUCGCAUGUGGAUGAUACAAAACCUGCAGCAGUAUGUAUUUGUCUAUCAAUGUCUCCGGCAUUGGCUUAAUGCAAGAAUGUCAACAACCAGACCUAUAUGGCAACAACUUCAGAGUCUCAAUUUAAAGCCGAGCCCUCCCAAGCCUGAGCCGCACAGCUCUGCAUCUGCAUCAAAAGGAAAUAAAGUGAGGAAAAAGCACCGCCAACACAGACGCUCCACAUCAGAGCAAGAACAAAUCACAAGUCAACACUUUCUACAUCCUUCAAACUUAUUCAAGAAGCUGUGGCCGUCGUCAACAUUACCAAAGAAAAGUUCAAACACGUCUGCUUUCACACAACUGCCAUACAGAUGA